Molecule: messenger RNA, 6849 nt
Organism: Syngnathus typhle (broad-nosed pipefish)
Lineage: Eukaryota; Metazoa; Chordata; Actinopteri; Syngnathiformes; Syngnathidae
Product: ATP-dependent RNA helicase DDX3X-like
Exons: 20
Coding region: 283-2493 (736 amino acids)
Biological process (GO): gamete generation; cell differentiation
Cellular component (GO): nucleus; P granule
Molecular function (GO): RNA binding; ATP binding; RNA helicase activity
Source: RefSeq, a predicted model, not a curated record
UUGUUCACGCGUGCUUUCUUAACACAUCUUCAUUCCCAGCUGUAGAACAAAUCGACAUCAGCUGGGUUUGCAUCAAGUACCACCUUGGUGACCAACGUUGUGUAAUUCUAAGCAAAUUUCAGCGUGCGUUCUGCAAAGUGUCGACUAUUCUUGCAAAGCUGCCGAAUAUCUCUUUUGUCGCGGCGAGGCACGCGACAAAGGGGCGAUAACAUUACAUCGAACCCCGGCAAACAAAGAGGUCUUUUUCUCAACGUCAACAUUUUUCCUCCAUAUUCCAUAGUGAUGAGUCAUGUGUCCGUCGAGAAUGUCCAUGGUCUAGAACAACAGCUUGCUGUCCUAGACUUGAAUGUGGCAGACGGACAAGGUGGUGGCCCCAACAGAAGAUACAUUCCUCCACAUUUACGGAACACAGAUGGUCCUAAAAAUGGAGGAAAUGUGUUUGCUCCCAGGGCAGGCUACACCAUCGCACCUGCCGCCGCCUUCGGUUGGGAUGGCGGCCGCGGCAACUUUGUCAACGGCUACCAUGACAACCGCAUGACUGCCGGGAACGCUUACAACCGCGGCCCGCCUCGUAUGGAGCGGGGCCGAGGGGGCAUGGGCGGCUAUCGCGGCAACAGAGGCGGCUCCUUCAAUCCCAUCAACCCCGCUCAGCCGAUGGGCUUCGGCCUGUACGAAAACAAAGACGCUGGUGGUUGGAACACCGCCAAGGACGCCUACAGCAGCUUCGGAAACAACAGAGGAAAGUCGGCUUUCUUUAACGACAGAAGCAACGCAAAUCGUACACGGUUCGAUCAUGGGGGCUACAGUGGUGGCGGGGGUGGAAACAGUCGCUGGGUGGAGGAAGCCUGCAAUGAUGGAGACUGGUCCAAACCGACGCCGCUCAACGAACGACUCGAGCAUGAGUUGUUCUCCGCCAGCAACACUGGGAUUAAUUUUGAGAAAUACGACGACAUUCCCGUCGAGGCCACUGGACAGAACUGCCCUCAUCACAUCGAGAGUUUCCAGGACAUCGACAUGGGGGAGAUUAUCAUGGGCAACAUUGCGCUGAGCCGCUACACCCGACCCACUCCUGUCCAGAAAUACGCCAUUCCCAUCGUCAAGUCCAAGCGAGACCUCAUGGCCUGCGCACAGACGGGUUCUGGAAAGACGGCGGCUUUCCUGCUGCCGAUUCUAAGUCAAAUCUACGCAGAGGGACCAGGAGAUGCUCUGAAUGCAGCUAAAGCCUCUGGGCAGGAGAAUGGAAAAUACGGCCGUCGUAAGCAGUACCCCAUUUCUCUGGUCCUGGCCCCGACUCGAGAGCUGGCGCUACAGAUAUAUGACGAAGCUAGGAAGUUUUCAUACCGGUCCAGAGUGCGUCCUUGCGUCGUGUACGGAGGAGCAGACAUUGGCCAGCAGAUCCGAGAUCUGGAGAGAGGUUGUCACCUGCUGGUGGCCACGCCUGGAAGGCUGGUGGACAUGAUGGAGAGGGGCAAGAUUGGACUGGACUAUUGCAAGUAUCUCGUCCUGGAUGAGGCGGAUCGGAUGCUGGACAUGGGCUUCGAGCCUCAGAUCCGGCGCAUCGUCGAACAGGACACCAUGCCGCCGAAAGACAUCCGGCAGACCAUGAUGUUCAGCGCCACCUUUCCCAAAGAAAUCCAGAUUCUGGCCAGGGAUUUCCUGGAUGACUACAUCUUCCUGGCGGUGGGGCGAGUGGGCUCCACCUCCGAGAACAUCACUCAGAAGGUGGUUUGGGUGGAAGAGAGCGACAAGAGGUCUUUUCUCCUGGACCUGCUCAGUGCCACAGUCAUCCCCAGCGAAGUGCAGGACAAUACUGGAGAGAACAUGGAGAAGCCUGGGAAGGACUCGCUGACUCUGGUAUUCGUGGAGACCAAAAAAGGCGCCGACGCCUUGGAGGACUUCCUCUACCGGGAAGGUUACGCCUGCACCAGCAUCCACGGCGACCGUUCCCAGAGGGACCGAGAGGAGGCUCUGAGCCAGUUCCGAUCCGGCAAAUGCCCCAUCCUGGUGGCUACCGCUGUUGCAGCUCGUGGUCUCGACAUCUCCAACGUGAAGCACGUGAUUAACUUUGACCUGCCGAGUGACAUUGAAGAGUAUGUCCACCGUAUUGGACGCACGGGACGAGUCGGAAACCUGGGACUGGCCACGUCAUUCUUCAACGACAAGAACGGGAACAUCACGAAAGACCUGCUCGACAUUUUGGUAGAAGCCAAACAGGAAGUUCCUUCAUGGCUGGAGAGCCUGGCUUAUGAGCACCAGCACAAGAGCAGCAGCCGCGGACGCUCUAAGAGGUUCGCCGGUGGUUUCGGAGCACGCGACUAUCGUCAGACGGCCGCCGGGGGCAACGCCGGAGGUUUCGGAGGGCGUGGCGUUCGGAACCAAGCGGGUCACGGAGGAGCCCGUGGCUUUGCAGGAGGUGGUUUCGGAACCUUCUACACAAGCGACGGCUACGGCGGCAACUACUCGCACUCUCAAGUUGACUGGUGGGGCAACUAGACUUUUUUUUUUUUUCCCUCUUUCUCUCUUUCACACGCAUAUUUUGUCCCCUCCCCACUCAGCUGUCUUCCUUUCUCAACUCUGUUGUCUUCAGCCCAUCUGCUGCCCUAGUCAACAUUUAGAACCUCUCUCUGCAUGCAAUUAUAAAUAUAGUCAUCAUCCAAGCUCCCUCCCGCACAUCAUCCCUGGACAGUGUAAUCGGAAUUUUAUUUUGUGGUAAAAUCUCACAUCAGACAGUCUACAUGGCAAAGGGAUUUUUCUUCCAUUUGGUUCUUUUCCAACAUUCCCGCCGUGGGAUGCUUUCUGCGUCACUUUCCAUAUUUCAAUUUUGGCUCCAUUUUUUUUUUUUUUUAAUGCCUUGACCCGGUCACACAGGCUUCCUUCCAGUGAGCCUCUCCCCACCCACGAGUCAUCUUUUGUGUUUAAUGCAUGUCCACUGACUGAGGAAGAAAAUCAAAACAAAAAAAACAGCACUGAGACAUGAAACAAAUUCAGACAUAGGAACUGCUGGCUGAGGCCUCCUUCUGGAAGAGAGGCCACUAAUAUUGCUCUUAGUUUUAAUUUUUUAUUUUAUAAGUUUUCUUUUAACCGGAGUGCAGAAGUGCAGACGUCUCGGAAAGAGGUCUGAGGAGAACCCACGGCAUUCUGGUGUGGAAAUUUGAUUGGCUAGCAAGCAUAUUUGCCCUUCACUUGAAACGUCAGCUAAGAGAAUCAUAGGACUUGGCAAAAAUGAACAACAAAGGAAGAUCAUUUUGUUUCUGUACUGUGCCUUCAAGAAUUCGAGCAUUGGCUUCUCUUCUUUCUGUUCUGUGAAAAACAUUUAAUGUCAUGUAUGGGUUUGUUAUCUUGAUUUCUCUUUGGAAGGAAACAAGUUAGACUUGAACUAAAUCAAACCUUGGCAAAACAAAACUAAACUUUGUAAAACUGCCGUGAGGAAACUCAAAACGUGUUUCCUCAUGAUCUGACCCCCGGUUCUUAAUAAAGCUUCGCGGUUCUCGAACUCGGAUGUCAAACCUGCAGCUCUGCUUUGAGCAUGAAGUCGAGACGUUCCACGCAUAGUCGCCAAAAGUUGGUAUUUCAGUCAUCGGGCCACUGAGGGAGGGAGAAUCGGACUCCGUAUCAUUAAUAAGUUCCAUUGGUGAGUGCCCAAGUCUGUUGUGCCAACUCUUGGCCUCCUUAUGCUUCUGGGAACCUGACUCCGCCUCCACCCACAAACUUUUGAAGCCCUUUUUGGCCAAAAGUGUCUUUGAAGGGGAAACACAACUAAAAAGACUCAGAGAUCCAAAAUUCCCUGCUCACUCUAUCCUGGAGAGUCACAUAAAGAGUUUUCUCUUACAAAAGGAACACAAAAGAAAAAAAGUCAUUCCAGUAUUUUGUUGAGUGUUUUUGGAUUAGUUGCGGUCGGGGAUGAAUGCAUACAUCGGGCCCAAAUGUUUCCCGGCAGAGGUUCGGAGGGGGGGGGGGGGGGUGGCUUGUUGACUUUUCAAGGUUUGAGAUCGGCUCGGUCUGUUUCUGCAAACCACACUUUGACGAUAAUAGGGCAGGUGGUGAGUUGCCCCGCUAGACACGGAAACGCAGCGAAAUGAGGACUUGCCACCGUUGCACGUGGCCCUCCCGUGGAACCGGGCCUCCACCUUCCUUGUGUGAUGGCAAAAAUCUGGGUGUGAAUGUAUUUAGUUAACGUGGCGAUCUGAAAGGAUCCUGCAUGUAGAUAACAUGUAAAUAGUUGCAAUUUGGCGAGCGGAAACGUGCUUGGUCACUCACUGCUGGGGAUUGAUAUUGUCCGGAGACCUCACUUCAGUGGAUAAUUUAAUCCCCAAAAGAUUUUCUCCAAAUUGCCCAUGCAACAAAAUUGUGGGUGAUGACCAUUGGACAUAUGCAAGUGUUGUUGUUGUUUUUGGUCAAGCAAAAACGAGUCUUUCAAUUCUCGAGCAUUUUUUUUUUAGUUAAUACUGAUAUUUUUUUUUAACCCCUUUUUUUUUUCUCCCCCCUGUCCUUUUGUGUUUGUUUUUCUUUAUUGAUCUACGUUACAUUGGGGAGAUAGUGUUUUGUUUACUUGCAGUGGGAGAAGCUCCUAAUGAAAGGUGGUUACGCCCUCUAGUGGCAAGAUGAGGUUUGCGGAGACGUCAGACAGAUUCUGUCCUCGUGUAGGGCUGAAUUUGCCCCGAAUUUCAGUCCUUGUAGUUGAGCUGCAAGGUUGGCUUGCAAAUGACAAUCGGUUCAAUUGUCGUUCCAUCAAUCGCGCGUUUUCCACCUCCCCGGCUUUUGGUGACACCUUCAUACGUCGCUGGCGCAAACCCCGCCCACUCCAAUUUAACUUCAACAAAGCUCUUCAGAUGGCUUGCACGCACUUUGCUGUCAUGAACACUGACGUGCUCGGUGCCUUGAAAUUCUUCCUCACCGGACUGAAGCGUUUGCGUGACACUUCUUUGUAAGCCGCUCGUAAAUGUCUCCAACCUGAAACCUAACGUUUAUUAACCAGCAGGUUUCGCCUGCUCAUUUUUAGCAUUUAGCUCAAAGCACUGAUUGCACAGUUUCUAGCAUAGCUGUGAGGUUCUCUGCUUUUUCCCGGUCUGUCGUUGCCAUCUCGUGGUAAAGAUCGUCACUCAUAGCCUCCAUAGAGAAUCACUUACCUUUCGAUGCCUUAAAAUUCAAGACCGAUAGUCGGAAUACACGCAAUGUUGGUUACCGUGCCGCCGUGGAGUUAGUUUGUAUCGGUGGCAGGAAAUUCAGCUCUUCUGUGAUAGCUCAACAGACUUUUAAGAGGUGUUUUGUGUCGGGGAACAAUUUAAUGGUGCUAUGCUCCCUUUGCUGCGGCCUGCAGGCCUUCCGUUUGUAGAAAGACUGAAAGAUCCCACUCGGUUUUUACAAAGUUCUUCUGUAGCACAGGGUCCUCCGCGGCUUGGCAAGUGGUCCAUACGUUUGUGGUUGCCAAAAGAAGGACGACUCGGUAGUGAUGUACGGAAAUGCGUGUGUUUGAGUGUGUGUGUGUUUGGAAAAGGAUGUUGCAGAUGUGAAUCUCUGCGGGGACCGGUUUGAGUUGUAGUUCAGAACAACGGCCAGAUUCAGCUGUUUGCACCCAAAGUUCUUGAGUCUACUUUCGCUAGUUUGUGUAAUUUAUCAAACAUUUUUGAGAAAUAUUUAUUUUUAUAAGCCUAGCGCAAGUGUUUGAGGGGGAAAAAAAAAAAAAAAACGUGACUUGACCAAAAGACGGUGAACAAAAACACUGGCACAUGAAUGUUGAAUGUCAUUGGUAUGAGUGAAAUUUUUUAUUCUGGGGUAGUGUGAGCUUUUUAAUAACGGCGUAAUGGGGUUUCUCUGAGUAGGUCAUGUAACGACAACAAACCGUUUCAAAAUGGUCGCCGGCUUUACGGUAGAUGUGACGUACGGAGAGAAACCGAUUACUUUCAAAGUCUCAUUGGACUCAGUAUCAGAUCCACCAGCCUGUUUGUACAACGGGUUCCGAUGCCAAUCAUGAUGAUGAUAAUAAUAAUAAUACACCAUUAGCAGCCAUCUUCAAUUGGCCCCCCCAAAAAAUAUAAUUUGAGACACUUCCACCAAAUAUGCCAAGGUUUGGAUUAAAUUGUAAGAAACAAAAACCAUUUUGUAUAUAAAAAAAAGGAAAAAAAACAAAACAUGCAGUACAAACAUGUCCAGAUUCGCUCCAAGUCCGUUUUUUUUUUUGGUUGUUCAUUUGUUUUGACACUUUUCCUUCCUGUUGAUACCCUUUGUGUGAUUGUCUAUCAAGUGGGGAUGUUAAAAAGUCUAUAACACAGAAGUUACUGUGGUUCUAUUGCUAUGUUGUUGUGAUCUGCAUAUUUUCAGGCGCAGCGUGCUCCUGCGCUCACCGCUGAGCGUCCGGCCAGUCAGGCAAUGGGCGAGCGACGUACGAUAACGAUUAUUUUUUCUCCUUUGCCGUUAAACUGUCGCGGCACCCUUUGCCUCUUUGCAACGGGACAUGCCUCCGUCGGUCGGUGGCACAUCCAUAUGCAGCCUUUUAUAUACUAAAUUUUGCAAAUAUAAGUUAAUGGCCCUUUAAGUUCUUUGUAAAAACUAAUCUGGGGAAGAAGAAGAAAAAAAAUCCCUACGGUAAAACACGCAGACUGAAUUGACUCGGCAAAAACAUUUUCGGUUUUAUUCAAAAAUAUCCGGUGCAUGAAGCAAGCCUGAUCACCAUUAUUGACUGGCCAGACAGUUCAGGGUGGACACACAGCGCCACAAUCCUGCUAGUUAGUAUUUGCUUUAUGUAUUAGUUUAGCAGUUGUGCACGAAGAGGAGCACUACACUAAGGAAAAACAAUAUUGUGCAUCCAUUGUGAUUUUACCACAAUUAAAGGUUUGGAUUUGCAAAACUAAA